UCUUGUUCCCUCCUACAUUUCGCAAGCCAGAGAAGAGAUCUUUGCAGGAUAAAUAGACAAACAAAGUCACGAAACUCCAUUAUCUGGGCAGACUCUGGAUCCACUGUCCACAUCCCACUCUCACAGACACGAGGGCAGAAAGAAUGUCUCCCUUUCUGGCUCUGGGGCUCCUGUUGGCUGGGAUCUGCAGUGUCCACUGCCUCCCGGAGAAUGUGAUGGUGAAGGACCAACACAGAAGGGUGGAUGACCACACAUUAGCCUCCAGCAACACCGACUUCGCCUUCAGCCUCUACAAGCAGUUGGCUUUGGAGAACCCCGAUAAGAACGUCAUCUUCUCCCCUCUGAGCAUCUCCAUAGCCUUGGCCUUCCUGUCCCUGGGGGCCCGUGGCUCCACCCUGACAGAGAUCGUGGAAGGACUCAAGUUCAACCUCACGGAGAUCCAGGAGAAAGAGAUCCACCAGGGCUUCCAGCACCUCCUGCAGACACUCAAUCCAGCCAGUAAUGAGCUGCAGCUGAGCGCGGGCAAUGCCAUGUUUGUGCAGCACCAGCUGAAGCUGCUGGACAAGUUCAUAGAAGAUGCCCGGGUGCUAUAUUCCUCCGAGGCCUUCUCGACCAACUUCGGGGACCAGGAAGCUGCCAAGAGUCUAAUAAAUGGCUAUGUGAAGAAUAAAACCCAGGGGAAAAUUGAGGAGCUGUUCAAGUUCCUUUCUCCAAACACAGUGUUGGUCCUGGUGAAUUACAUCUACUUUAAAGCCCAGUGGAAGACUCCCUUUGACCCCAAACACACUCAGCAGGCAGAGUUCCACGUGAGCAAGAACAAGACGGUGGAGGUGCCCAUGAUGAGCAUUGGCCUGGAAACCCCUUACUUCCGGGACGAGGAGCUGGGCUGCACGCUGGUGGAGCUCACGUACACCAGCAAUGACAGCGCCCUCCUCAUCCUCCCCGACGAGGGCAAAAUGCAGGACCUGGAAGCCAAGCUGAACCCGGAGACCCUGACGAGGUGGCGAGGAUCCCUGCAGCCCAGACAAAUACACAAACUCUACCUGCCAAAAUUUUCCAUCAAGAGUGACUAUGAGCUGAAUGACAUCCUCUCCCAGCUGGGUAUUAAGAAAAUCUUCACCGACCCUGACCUGUCAGGAAUCACAGGGACUGGGAACCUGGCAGUCUCCCAGGUGGUCCACAGCGCUGUGCUGGACGUGGACGAGGAGGGCACGGAAGGAGCUGCUGCCACGGGAAUGGGCAUAGUAGCAACGUCCUUUCGGAGAACCAUUGUGCGUUUCGACAGGCCCUUCCUGAUUGCCAUAGUUCUCAAAGACACCCAGAGCAUCAUCUUUCUGGGGAAAGUCACCAACCCCAGUCAAGCCUAGAGCUCCGCUCUGAGCUCUGGGUGCCCUCCCUAAGGAGUGAGGUGCCCAGAUCCCUGGGUGCAGCCUGGGCCCCGGGCACUGAGGAUCCGCCCGGCCUGUCCCCCCUGCUCGCCUCUGGGGAGGUGGCAGUGAGUCUCCUGGGUGCUCCACAUGCACAGGGAGUCUGUGUCCUCUGGGUCACCUCUGCUGUGAGGCUGCACCCAUCACGGGAACUUGGCUUAUGACCUUUCAGAUGUCGUGAUGGCUACUUCAUUAUGGCUAGAGUGGUUUUAAAUGGUAAAUCUAUUUAAUAAUACAAAUUAAUAGAACUCUCCACUUUAAUGCAGCAUGAACAGAAAAGUUAAUAUGUGCUCAGCAGAUAGAAUAUUUGCAAAAUGUUCACUGUGGAGCAUCCACUUCACGCUGAGGAUGCAAUACAAAUUGGGUAACAAAGCACAGUCUCUCCCUCAACGACUUUUUUGUUUUCAUGGAAAAAUUCAGACAU
Cervus elaphus (red deer) is the source of this 1851-nucleotide messenger RNA. RefSeq names its product serpin A3-2-like. Lineage: Eukaryota; Metazoa; Chordata; Mammalia; Artiodactyla; Cervidae. Gene Ontology annotation, molecular function: serine-type endopeptidase inhibitor activity. The coding region runs from base 144 to 1367 and encodes 407 amino acids. Gene Ontology annotation, biological process: negative regulation of endopeptidase activity. The transcript is spliced from 5 exons. The record is from RefSeq and is a predicted model, not a curated record.